AUGAGCGUCGCAUACGAGCCACGGUCCUUCAUCCAUGAGGGCGCAUACCCCCCCAUAGGCGACGAACACGAUCACGUUGCCGAGCAGCGUUAUACCGACUCCGAUGUUGCCGAGCACCUCAGCCAUUAUACCGCCGAGGCCUCUCUGCUACCAGACGACAGAGGCGUCAUCGGGGACGAAAGGGACAUUCUAGCUGACGACGAUGCUGUCGUUCCAGAAGCGUCUCAGCUCGACCUUGGAGCACCAGAAUUCUCAUCACCUCUUCAAGUUGCACUACAUGCCCCGCCGCUGCCAGAUCCUAUACCAGAAAACAAAGAGCCUUCACGAAGCGAUAUAUCUUCGCCGUCCUCACGGCUAAAACAGAUCCCCAAGCCAGAACGUGAGGUUCACAAGAAGUCGGAUGGGAAGUUCCACUGCCCGCUGGAUGACUGUAAGGAGGACAUCCGCGCAUUCUCUCGAAAGUGCGAGUGGAACAAACAUAUGGAUAAGCACGAACGUCCUUAUCGCUGCCCAGCCGAAGGUUGUGAGAACCUACCUGGAUUUACAUAUUCUGGCGGCCUGCUCCGGCAUGAGCGAGAGGUUCAUGGGAAGCACGGCGGUCCCAAGAACACUGUCAACUGCCCACAUCCCAACUGCAAGCGACAUACCGGCAAGGGCUUCUCUCGGCAGGAGAAUCUUAACGAGCAUCUUCGACGAGUACACACAAACAUGGACACCUCAGCAUCUCCAGUUGAGAUUGUCGCCUCUCCGGAAGACGAUGAGAGCGAGAAAUCUGGGUCGAAGCGCAAACGCCGUCUGAGUAGCCAGGGAAUAGACGAACUGUCUGAUCUUCGAGACGAAAUCAAGAGAGUGCGAGAGGAAAACGAAAAACUCAAGUCCGAGAUGGAUCAGCAAUCGCAGCACUCCCUGGCCAUGAUGGCGCAGAUUGCGGAGCUGCAAGAUGCCUUGCGUCACAGCCUCAAUCCUCAUGGACUUGGAGCUCCAACGGCACAGAUGAUCUAG
Molecule: messenger RNA, 1002 nt
Organism: Trichoderma virens Gv29-8
Lineage: Eukaryota; Fungi; Ascomycota; Sordariomycetes; Hypocreales; Hypocreaceae
Exons: 2
Coding region: 1-1002 (333 amino acids)
Biological process (GO): regulation of transcription by RNA polymerase II
Cellular component (GO): nucleus
Source: RefSeq, a predicted model, not a curated record